Molecule: messenger RNA, 567 nt
Organism: Limulus polyphemus (Atlantic horseshoe crab)
Lineage: Eukaryota; Metazoa; Arthropoda; Merostomata; Xiphosura; Limulidae
Product: ATP synthase subunit a-like
Exons: 1
Biological process (GO): proton motive force-driven ATP synthesis
Molecular function (GO): proton transmembrane transporter activity
Source: RefSeq, a predicted model, not a curated record
AUGAUCCCUUUCCGCCUUCAAAUUCUAAUUAUUAACGUAUUUAAUAUUCUCAACAAAAAAUUCUCAAUUUUAUUGUCAAACUCAAAAAAACCUGGAAUAACCUUCUCCCUAAUCUGUCUUUUCUGACUAAUCUCCAUAAAUAACUCCUUAGGACUUUUACCUCAUAUCUUUACAUCCACAAGACACAUUAUAAUAACCCUAUCACUAGCCUUACCAAUUUGAAUAACAAUUAUGGUAUUCGGAUGACUAAAUAAUACUUCUCACAUAUUUGCCCACCUAGUCCCUCAAGGGACCCCACCAGCCUUAAUAGCAUUCAUAGACUGUAUUGAAUCUAUUAGAAACCUAAUUCGACCAAUCACACUGUCAGUCCGUCUAGCUGCAAACAUAAUUGCCGGACACCUUCUCCUUAACCUUCUUAGAAAUAGAGCAGUCAUAUCUAAUCUAUCUACAGUCUUAACUAUCUCCAUCGCCCAAAUUACCCUUCUUUCCUUAGAAAUAGCAGUAGCAUUAAUUCAAACCUACAUAUUCGUAGUUCUAUCAACAUUAUAAUCCACAGAAAUCUACUAA